GGGGGCCGCGGAGCCGCCGCCGCCGCUGCUGCCGCCGCUGCUGAGACCCGGCGAGCGAUGGGAUGAAGAUGAGACGCUACAAGCUCUUUCUCAUGUUCUGUAUGGCCGGCCUGUGCCUCAUCUCCUUCCUGCACUUCUUUAAGACCCUGUCCUAUGUCACCUUCCCCCGCGAACUGGCCUCUCUCAGUCCUAACCUCGUGUCCAGCUUCUUCUGGAACAAUGCUCCCGUCACGCCCCAGGCCAGCCCUGAGCCGGAUGGCCCGGACCUGCUGCGUACCCCGCUCUACUCCCACUCGCCCUUGCUCCAGCCACUGCCCCCGAGCAAGGCCUCCGAGGAGCUCCACCGCAUGGACUUCGUGCUGCCCGAGGACACCACCGAGUAUUUCGUCCGCACCAAAGCCGGGGGCGUCUGCUUCAAGCAAGGUACCAAAAUGCUGGAGAAGCCGCCACCGGGGAGGCCGGAGGAGAAGCCGGAGGGCGGGGAUGGCUCCGCCGCCGCCGCCCGGGGCCCUGCUCGCCGCCCGCUGAGCACCAGGGAGCGGCUGGGGAGCCGGGGCGCGCGGCGCAAGUGGGUGGAGUGCGUGUGCCUGCCCGGCUGGCACGGGCCCAGCUGCGGGGUGCCCACCGUGGUGCAGUACUCGAACCUGCCCACCAAGGAGCGGCUGGUGCCCCGGGAGGUGCCGCGGCGGGUCAUCAACGCCAUCAACAUCAACCACGAGUUCGACCUGCUGGACGUGCGCUUCCAUGAGCUGGGCGACGUGGUGGACGCCUUCGUGGUGUGCGAGUCCAACUUCACUGCCUACGGCGAGCCGCGGCCACUCAAGUUCCGGGAGAUGCUGACCAACGGCACCUUCGAGUACAUCCGCCACAAGGUGCUCUACGUCUUCCUGGACCACUUCCCGCCCGGGGGACGGCAGGACGGCUGGAUCGCCGACGACUACCUGCGCACCUUCCUGACGCAGGACGGCGUCUCCCGGCUGCGCAACCUGCGGCCCGACGACGUCUUCAUCAUCGACGACGCCGACGAGAUCCCCGCCCGCGACGGCGUCCUCUUCCUCAAGCUCUACGACGGCUGGACGGAGCCCUUCGCCUUCCACAUGCGCAAGUCGCUCUACGGCUUCUUCUGGAAGCAGCCGGGCACCCUGGAGGUGGUGUCGGGCUGCACGGUGGACAUGCUGCAGACGGUCUACGGGCUGGACGGCAUCCGCCUGCGUCGUCGCCAGUACUACACCAUGCCCAGCUUCCGGCAGUACGAGAACCGCACGGGCCACAUCCUGGUGCAGUGGUCGCUGGGCAGCCCGCUGCACUUCGCCGGCUGGCACUGCUCCUGGUGCUUCAGGCCCGAGGGCAUCUACUACAAGCUCGUGUCUGCCCAGAACGGUGACUUCCCCCGCUGGGGGGACUACGAGGACAAAAGGGACCUCAACUACAUCCGGAGCCUGAUCCGCACCGGCGGCUGGUUUGAUGGCACGCAGCAGGAGUACCCACCAGCUGAUCCCAGCGAACACAUGUACGCCCCUAAGUACCUGCUCAAGAACUACAACCGGUUCCGCUACCUGCUGGAAAACCCCUACCAGGAGCCCGAGAGUACUGCGGCAGGUGGCGGGCGAAACAAGGAUGGGGAGGGCAGGCUGCCAGCCAGGGGCCAUUUAGACAUGGUUGAAGGCUAAGGCCACAUGAUCUAGCUGGGCCAGUGGUGGGUGAAGGUGGCAGCUGCCCCGAGUAUUAUCUUCCUGCCACCUUCUGCCUUCCCGGGUGGUUCUUGAGAGAACCAGGAGUGAGUGGGUGAUGGGUGGAUGGGUGGGGGUCUUCCCUACUCAAGCCCUCCUGAAUCAAGGGUCAGGCCUCCGGGCUUAACAACAUGCUUCCUGGUCAGGAGAGGAGGGCAGACCCAGACAGAUGUCUGUGCAGCCCUUUUUCCCUCCAGGAGUGCUGUGGCCAGGAGGUGCCAGUGGAGAAUGCAUGAUUGGUCCUGGGGGCAGGGGAGGGUGGGGAGGGGAGUGUGCCAGAAUUCACUUGGGCCAAGGCUUGGGAGCUGGGGCUCCAGCCAGGAGAAGCCAGCCACUGGGCAUCUGGGGGCUUUGGAGCUGCAGUGGGAAAGGGAGUACCAGGAGGUCUUGGGGCUGUGGACAUAGAUGCGUUUGGGUCCAGGAGGAAGAGGGGACAGCAGGUGGGAGGGGAUGAGAGCAGCAUACAGCUGGGAGGAGAUGCUGGUGGGGGCUUUGCAGUGCACUCAGAACGGUGGGUGGGAGAGAAGAGGAUGCCCCGCCAGCCCCCAGGACACCAGCCCCUUGGGGCCGACAUAGGCGUGGUUCUCAGACCUGGCCUUGACUUUCCUUCUUACUUUUUAUAUUCCUCUUUGUGGGAUGCCCACUGAGUGCUUGCAGGGCCAGGACUGCAGUUCUCGGGAUGGGAUAUGAGUGGGUCAGGCCUGCAGGGGUGGGAGGGGAAGACACUGACAAGAUACCUCUGAUCAGUCACCCUCUCCCCUCCAUCACCCUCCCUGCCGGGACUCAGAAGCCCAGCUCUUCACUAUCUCAGGUGGAAUCACUCUUGGGCCCCUCUUUGGGGCUGGCUAGGGGCCAAAAAGGGACCACAAGACUCCCCUGAGCCCAAGAAGGGACUUUAAGGCCAGUUAUAUGAUAUCCCAUUCCUCUAACUCUGCCUACGGGGGGAGGGAGUAUACUUGCUGGGGUAGGUUCUAAGCUGCUGUAAUUAAGAGACUCCAAAAUACAGUGGUUUACCAAAACAAAAACUUAUUUCUAAUUUAAGUGUCUAGAGGGAGAUGAUCCAGAGCUAGUAGGGCAGCUCUGCUUUCCUUCAUACACACCUUCCCACUCUGGAUGCAGAGUGGCUGCUGCAGCUCCCACCAUCACAUGUGCAUCCAAGCCUGGGGGAAGCAGAGAAAGGCAAGGGUAGUGAACACUUUUUCCCUUUAAGGGUAGGAACCAGAAGUGGCACAGUGACUUGUGGUUGCAUCUCAUUGGCCAAGACUUAGUCACAUGGCUACAAUUAGCUGCAAGGGGAGAUGGGAAAUACAGUCUUCAGUUGAGUUGCCAGGUACCCAGCCUCAGCUUGGGAGUUCUCUUAUUAAAGGCAGGAAAAGAGGAUGGAUCCGGGGAACAAGUAGCAUCUUUGGCACAGGGGGAGGGGAAGAGAGGCUGGAAAUAACUGCUUCUGUCCUAGGUUCCUGCCCUCAUUGUUCAGAGCUUCUGGAACAGUCAGGGCUGGGGCGUGGUGGGAGCCUGCAGCUGGUGGGCAGGAUGAAGGCCCCGUUCCCAGGGGCCCCUCAGUCGUUUAUACAGUGAGGCCAGUUGGCGUCGUCUGCCUGUGGAAUGGUCCAUGUUUGUGUGUGCGUGUAUAUUUAUGGGCAUGGGUGCAUGCUUGGUGUGUCUUUGUACAUGUCUGUAUCAAUGUGUCCCUGUAAAUACAUGCUUGUGUGUGGGUGUGGAAGUGGGGCCCAGGCACCCCCAGGGCCCCAAGCCUGUGGCUACCUCCUGCAGCCUCCCCCACCCCAAGAUGGCUGAGGCCAGAAGCCCUCAGGGAGCCUGAGAAGGGGAGGCAGGGUCUGUCUGUCUGUCAGUCAGUCAGUCUUUCAGUGGAAGGAAUGAGAAUCUUCUGACCUGAGGCCAGCACAGCUGAGCGCCCACUACCUCCCCAGCCCUCCUCUCCCCAACCACACCCCCCACCCCAAUCUCCAGCUGGGACUUCCUGGGCCAGGAGAGCAGGCGUCUCCCUUGCCACCGCUCUCUCAGGGAGAUGCCCAGUGAUGUGGGGAGCUGACCAGCCGACAGCCUCUGGCAGGCAGGCGUGAAGCAGACUAGGGGGCUCUGGUGCCCCCCAUUCUCCCUCCUGUCCAGGGGAUGCCCCCGAGGGAACCCCUCCUCUGGAGGUACAGCAGCCCCUCUCUGUCCUUGUUGGGUCUGAGAGGUGGCCCAAGAGGUCACAGUGCCCCCGUGACUGUGUCAACAGGCCUGGCCCACCCUCCUUAGUGCCUCUGCUCACCCCCUGAGGGACCAUCUGGGGGCCGCACUGAGGGGAGAGCAUGUCACCCCCUCCCCCGUCUGCCACGUCCUCCCCAGACCGGGAGCUCCUGAAUUCUGCCUGGGCCCAGCCCAGGGCCUCCCUCCCACCACCCUACACCUUCAGCUGCUGCAGGGUGACCCCUUCCCUGCCUUGCAGGGGUCUCUGGCCUCCAGGUCACCGCCCCAGGGGCAAGUCAAGGAAGAGGGGGAAGCCUGGCCAGCAGGUGGAAAGGAGGACUGUCAGGGCGGAGCCUGGGCUGGGGCUGGGGCUGGAGCGCGUCACUCACACACAGUCACAUCAUACACUGGGAAUGGGGGGAGCAGCCGGAGAGCCGGGGCCACCCCCCCAGUAUGAAGGGAAAUCAAACUGUGAAGGCGGACGGCUGGGCGCCACUGGCCCUAUCCCCCUGCCUAGAUUUCUUCCUCCAGAACCAAGGACGCCGAGCCGUGCCAUCCAGGGGGUUCGGUUGCCCAGUGCCAGGCACUACCCGGGCCACACUGGUUGCUGGGGAUGACGGGCACAGGAGAGCUUUGGGGGCAAAGGUCACAGUCAGGGUGGGGGAAGCAGGCCUCGCCCUAGCAGAGGUAGGGCCCUGGGAAAUGUGUAAUUUAAGGACAUCAAUAAUAAUAGUAGUAAUAUUUUUUUUGUAAGGAAAAAUGAAUAUGUACAUUCUGAAAUCAUUUUCUCUGUAAAUGGUUGGAUUUCAUUUCACCCUUAAAGGGAUGCUUAAAGGAGAAGAUACUGUUAAUAAUAAAACAGCUACAAAGUC
Molecule: messenger RNA, 4795 nt
Organism: Loxodonta africana (African savanna elephant)
Lineage: Eukaryota; Metazoa; Chordata; Mammalia; Proboscidea; Elephantidae
Gene: MGAT3
Product: beta-1,4-mannosyl-glycoprotein 4-beta-N-acetylglucosaminyltransferase
Exons: 2
Coding region: 63-1670 (535 amino acids)
Biological process (GO): protein N-linked glycosylation; N-acetylglucosamine metabolic process
Cellular component (GO): membrane
Molecular function (GO): beta-1,4-mannosylglycoprotein 4-beta-N-acetylglucosaminyltransferase activity
Source: RefSeq, a predicted model, not a curated record